Messenger RNA from Protopolystoma xenopodis, 757 nucleotides. The record is from the annotation of a GenBank genome assembly. NCBI's taxonomy places the organism in Eukaryota, Metazoa, Platyhelminthes, Monogenea, Polystomatidea, Polystomatidae.
UCGUCAUGUUUUCAUCGGUAGUGGAGCAUCUCGAUUAGAGAAGAACUCAUCCAGCCGCCACUCCGCUCAAACUUCGGCCUACUUCCGUCUGAUCGUAUUUACUGGACAAUCAAUAUCCGCUGGUACCGAGCUCACCAUACCUUUUGACUUCGACCCUUCUGCAUGUCAAUACCCUAUUCGGUGUGCUUGCUCAGGCCGCGCCUGUAGCUUGACACGGUCUGGUCCUGCCGGUGCCAUUACUAGUUUGGCGGACCAAGGUCUUAAUCGGCCUGCAAAGACCUCUAUCAAUUCACCUGUGUCUUGUUCCCCUGCAUCCAUCUCUAUCUCCACUAUGCCUACUACUAUGGUCUCUUCCUGCUCACGCUUAUCUACUAUCAUUACUAAUUCCAUGACAACAAACGUCGCCAGUGCUAUCGGCAGCAGCAAUGGUAACGCCAGUAAAUCUGCUAGUCGUAGCCACAGCUUCGGACUCGAUAAUAUCUCUGGAAGUGUUUACGACAAUUCGGCUUUGUCACCUUCACUCCUGCAUGGCGACGCUAUCGAGCCUGCUGCAGAGGAAGUAGUGGUGGCUACCGACGCUUCACCGCGCCCGUCAUCUAUGCGACUAGGCCAAUUAGGAGGAACUUUAGCUGCAUUAACUACAGACGCGCGUCGACGUAGGCAGGCUUCAACAGGAUCUAUUUCACAGCUAGCGCGAUCAACGGGUCGAGUCAAAUUGUCCGGCAGGCACUGCGCAUCGCCCUCUAAUGCUGGGUGA